AUGGCCGUCUACUGCAGCGAAGCCUUCAGCGUCUACCCGCAGACAGCCACCGCUGCUGCGGGCCCCUCGGGGCAGAGGCCUUCCGCCACCACAUACGCGCUGGGCGACUAUGGGGCACCGCCGGGAGCCGCCGGCUACCUGUGGGGCGUGAGCAGCGCUGGGCCCUACGUGCAAAGUACCGGCGGCGGCGGCGGCGGCGGGGGCUCGGGUGCGCCCUUCUUGCCCUACGGCUGCCCUCCGAGGGCCGUCGGGGGGCCGCAGCUCUUGCCUUCGCCCGGACCUGCCUCUGGCUCGGGCUCAACGUCGGAGCUGGGCUGGCUGAGCCUGGCUAGCCAAGAGGAACUCCUACGCCUGGUACGGCCGCCGUACUCUUACUCGGCGCUGAUCGCCAUGGCCAUCCAGAGCGCUCCCGAGCGCAAACUGACGCUCAGCCACAUCUACCAGUACGUGGCCGAGAACUUCCCCUUCUACAAGCGCAGCAAGGCUGGCUGGCAGAACUCCAUCCGCCACAACCUCAGCCUCAACGACUGCUUCCGCAAGGUGCCGCGCGACGAGGACGAUCCCGGAAAGGGAAAUUACUGGACCUUAGAUCCAAACUGUGAGAAAAUGUUUGACAAUGGGAAUUUCCGCCGCAAGCGCAAGAGGCGCUCUGACCCCAAUGCCUCCAGCGUGGCAUCCGGGGCUUCCACCGUGGGGACUCUGAAGGCUCAGGAAGGGCCCCCUGUGGCCUCAGACCCGGGGAAGCCCUGCAGCAACAGUCCCUCCUUGGCCCUGGAGCCCACGGCCUCCCUGAGGGACCCCGCAAAGAGCAGCUCUCCGCCUGGGAUCGCCUCACCGACCCCCGGCUGUCUCAGCACCUUUUUCAGUGGCAUGAACUCCCUGAGCAGCGGAGCUCGCCUUCCCGAACUGCAGCAUCGAAGCCACCCCAGCGGCCCACUUAGGGGCGGCAGCUUCAGCCAGGAAGCUCCUUCAGCAGAGCAGCUGCAUCGAGUCUCCUCGGGGCCGGCUGGCACCUACUACGGCCCCUUUCAUCCUAGCAGCGGGGGCCAGGCCGGACAGUACAACCAUUUGUACAAUUUCACCGUCAACAGCCUCAUCUACGCCCGGGAAGGCACUGAAGUAUAA
This is a messenger RNA of Candoia aspera, 1125 nucleotides long. RefSeq names its product forkhead box I3 (gene FOXI3). The coding region runs from base 1 to 1125 and encodes 374 amino acids. The transcript is spliced from 2 exons. The record is from RefSeq and is a predicted model, not a curated record. Gene Ontology annotation, molecular function: DNA-binding transcription factor activity, RNA polymerase II-specific; RNA polymerase II cis-regulatory region sequence-specific DNA binding. Gene Ontology annotation, biological process: cell differentiation; anatomical structure morphogenesis; regulation of transcription by RNA polymerase II. NCBI's taxonomy places the organism in Eukaryota, Metazoa, Chordata, Lepidosauria, Squamata, Candoiidae.